This is a messenger RNA of Struthio camelus australis, 681 nucleotides long. The record is from RefSeq and is a predicted model, not a curated record. Lineage: Eukaryota; Metazoa; Chordata; Aves; Struthioniformes; Struthionidae.
AUGACCAAUGAAGAGGGAGUCCCAGUGCCCAAUGUUUUCCUUCCUCUCUCUGCCCCUCCUUUGCCAUGGAUUUCCUCAGUGGAUCAUGUUGGUACACAUAUCUGGGGGGUUGUUGACCUUGGAAGUAACAAUGUUAAAGAAAUUAUUAAUACAGACUCAUAUGAUAAUCCAGAAAAAUACAAUGACUACUUGAAAGAAUUAGGAGUGUCUUUGGCCAGCAGGAAGCUGGGCAGCUUGGCUAAACAGUGCUGUGUCAUCAGCUCUUAUGGGAAUCUAAUAACCAUCAAAAGCAAGAGUAUCUUCAGAACUGUAGACAUCUCCUUCAAAACGAGAGAGGAGUUUGAAGAAACCACAGCAAAUAAGAGGUUAAACCAGGUGAGAAUGGGGGAAGGGAAGCUGAUGAGGGUCCCACAUAGUGAGGAAGGUCUGGCAAGAGAUAUCCUGUUAAAGAGGAAGGAAACACUAGACUACCACAGAGCUCUAACCCAAGGGACCAAGUGUGAUGGUCAAGAAGACCAAGAUCCUUCCGGAGCUUGGAAGUUAUCAGGAAUCAACCUGAAGAAGUCGGAAGCAGUGGCCAUAGGAUACAUGUCUACUUACAUGGAGUUUUGGAAGAUUCCUUACCCUUCUGGUGAACAUGACAAAAAUCAGUAUGCUAAAUAUAUCAAUACUUCAGGCUAA